Wyeomyia smithii (pitcher-plant mosquito) is the source of this 3281-nucleotide messenger RNA. RefSeq names its product transcription factor grauzone-like. Gene Ontology annotation, molecular function: zinc ion binding; DNA-binding transcription factor activity; RNA polymerase II cis-regulatory region sequence-specific DNA binding. The transcript has 8 exons. The coding region runs from base 1036 to 2553 and encodes 505 amino acids. The record is from RefSeq and is a predicted model, not a curated record. Lineage: Eukaryota; Metazoa; Arthropoda; Insecta; Diptera; Culicidae. Gene Ontology annotation, biological process: regulation of transcription by RNA polymerase II. Gene Ontology annotation, cellular component: nucleus.
CGUCUAGACAUAUUUGACAGCACUCAAGAACUUGAUUUUACUUUUAUUAUAAGUGUUAUAAACAGCUGUUCCAGAAAUCAGAAAUACUUUUUUGUAUUUUUUUGUUGUAAGCUGUGUAAAUUUAUUAUCAUUUAACGGUUAGGUACUCGGCAAUUUUAACACACCUCACCUCGUUUUGACCUGGAAGCGCACUAACUGCUGUCAAAACCCUCCUUUAUUCGCUCAAUUUUGACCUGCCGUGCUGCCCGAAGCGCACUGUAAAAUUUGUCAGCUUCAACCCACUACCGCACGUGCUAAUUUUUCCCGCACACAAUGGAAUAAAGAAAUUCGCUAUUACUUCUUCAAUUCUUGACCGAUUUCGAUCUUGACCCGUCAAAAGAUUGGAAAAUUUGUCUAUUUUUAGUAUACAAGACCUAAAGAGCCAUUGAUCCCAUAUGGUUCCCGUAAAUCCGGAUCUUCGGGACCAUGUUCAAUAUCGGGAAACCGCUCCGAAAUGACCAUUUCAGAUAACUUAUCAGAUAGACUCAAAAUAAAUGGAAAUCAACUCCUGGAGUGCUUUCAUGAAUUUUGAUACCAAUUUCGUUCGGUUUUAUUGACAAUUGUACUACCUCGUCUCAUCGGAACAUGCUCCCGAAGAUCCGGAUUUACAGGAACCAGAUGUGGUCACAGGUUCAUGUCGGUCCCGGAUUCUAAAAGUAGACAAAUUUUCCAAUCUUUUGACAGGCCAAGAUUGAAAAUCGAACAAGAAAUGAAAAAGCAGAAAGCAUUUCAUUUUGUGAGUACCCGGGUACCCUGCCGAGUACUUAUAGCCCCCCCUUCGACCUCCUCUGCUGCUAUAAACAGUCUGAUGAUGGAAAAUGGUUUAUUUCCAGUAGAUAGGAGCUUUUCAUAAGUUUCAACUGGCUGAGUUGAGGUUAUCCUUGUUUUUCAAAGCAAUAAAGUCUGAAAAGGUACCCGGGUACCCUGCCGAGUACAUAACGGUUAAAAAAAAAACAAAUAACAAUAAAGUCAAAUCAAAAUAAAACAGGAAAAAAAAUGAAUGUUGAAAUAGACUAUUUGGAAGUUAAUAUGUGUGCUGUGUGCUUAAAUGAAAAGUGCGACUUAAUUGCUAUUUGUUUCGAUGAAUCCCUGGAUCCUAACAUAGGUUCUGUUUUGUUACAGCACUUAUGGUUUCAGCAUGAAGAUCUGCAAUUCAAGCGUAUUUGUGAAGAUUGUUGGGAGCAAGUGAAGUUAUUUCACAUAUUUUAUUCAACAGUCAAAAAGGUUCAUAACGAGUUAAAGAUUGCAAGAGAUAGCGCAAUGAUCAUCGAGAUUGAAGUUGAACCACAAUUCCUUGAUAAAUCCAAUUAUUGUAUAAAAGACACACCUUUAGAAAAAGACUCCCCUACUACAAUGCACAUGCCUGCUACACAGUUGUUUGAAAACGAUGAUCAGAAAGCGCUCGACAAUGUUGUUCUAGAAGAAGAACACCUGGAGUUAUCAGAGUAUUUAUCAUCAGACUCAGCUACGGACGGAAAGAAAUUAGUGUCCAAGGCGCUCUUAGAAGAAUCAAGAGAAGGAAAUCUGAAACAUCAGGUCAAGCGUAAAUGCAUUGAAAGAAUUAAAAACGAAGAUGCUAAAAUCGCUGAGCACUGCAAUUUACAGUGUGAAGAAUGCGCUUUAUGUUUUGUUAAUUUUCUAGAGUUCAAACGACAUUUUCGUGAAGUACAUCAAACUCGAGCAUUUAUAACGUGUUGCAAUCGAAAAUUUUCCAAACGCUUUCGUUUAGUAGAACAUGUUACACGACAUAUCAACCCAAAUGCUUUCAAAUGUGCAGUUUGCAAUAAAUCAUAUUCCAACAGUGCCGGUCUCAAUCUUCACAUGACACGGCACAAAUCAUCAAAAUCUUUAAUGCAAAAAUGCAACAAAUGUGACCGUUCGUUUGCUAAAAGAUUUCAAUUGAAUGCGCACCAACUGCAGCACUUGCCCGAAGGAGAUAAGAAAAGUAUCUGUACAAUAUGCAACAAACUUUUCGCAAAUAUUAGCAUGCUGAACGUUCACACGAAUUUGAGGCAUAAACCUGUCAAAAUGUUAAUCUGCGAUGUCUGCGCCAAAAGCUUCAAAGUGAGUUCGCAGCUCGAAAAGCACCGCAAAGAACAUGAUAUUGCAUACGCAGAAGUUAGGAUGCAGUGUAAAAUUUGUUCUAAAUGGAUGAAAAAUGCUUGCAGCUUGCGAAAACAUAUACUACGGCACGAUGGAGAAGGAAGUACGCAUGAAUGUAAUAUAUGCGGAAAAAGAGCUCCCAACGUUUUAGCACUGCAAAGUCAUAUUAGUUUUGUUCAUAAAAAAGAAAAACUGUUUCAAUGUAACGUUUGUACAAAGGCAUUUAAAAGACAAUUUUCGUUGGUGGAGCACAUGGCAACCCAUACCGGAGAAGUGCUAUACCAGUGUCCGUUUUGUGUAAAAACGUUCAACUCCUCAGCAAACAUGCAUUCGCAUAAGAAAAAAACACAUCCUCGUGAAUGGGAGGAGUGGAAACGGAAAAGUGAACUACCAUUCAUCGGAAAAAAUUAGCCAUUUUUUCCUAUAGAAGACUGAACCACCGUGACCAUUGAUAGUAGAUCUAUUGUGGUAUGCUCUGCCUUGCUCUAGGUACAUUCAAUUUGGCACAUAACUAUUAUUAAGCUGAUGUCCAAUUUGAUUUGCACAUAUAUCUCAGUCAGGCAACACACUUCGAAUGAAGUAUAAAAUUUAAGAAGGGAUUUCAUUCCAUACGUCGGAAGGACUUAGAAAUCCUUUACCGAAGAUACGCAGUCUGCGGGCAAUUAUGAAAUUGGUCCUACAUCAGUAACAAAGUAAAAGAAAAAUGUAAGAGGAACAAAAAGCAUUUGAUUUGAAAUAUGAUUAUUAUACACGCAAGUGAAAUUUACCUAAUUGGAUUUUUUUUCUCAAUUAUUUUUUGGCACAGAAACACAAUAGUGAAUAUGCUCCGAAGGUGCCUAGAUCAGAAAGCCGGAACUUCAUAGUAACAACAGAAGUAAUAAUAAGAGCAAUAAUAAUUAAAUUUUUAAAUAUAACAGUAGUGACAAAAAUAAAAUAAAAAGGUGCAAAAAAUUUUAAAUUACAAAGGAAAGCACCAAAAUUCAAACAGCGGAAGCAACAAAGGAGGAUUCUUUAAUAAUACUAUAUGACACAAGGUAUAAUCUGGUCAUUUCGUCUUGCUUAUCUUAGUACACACAUUAAAUUAAAUAUUUAAAAUUAAAAAUAAAAGCGCAAUAAAUGAGAAUUGAUUCCAGAAAUAA